AAAUGUUAACCCGGCAAACGUGCAUUCCCGCUUUCCUUCCUACUGCCUCGAAAUGAUCACGGGUCCCAGAGGCUAGAGCAGUAGGUACUAAACCCUACCUGUCCUCUUCGCGGGAGCGUUGCCGACUUGAAGAAACGGCUUCCUGCGAAAGAGAACCCUUUCUUAAAACUAGCUUAUCGUUUCGGAGAACAAGAUGGGUAAGGGUAGUCUCUACACCUCCUUUCCUGCCACCUGCUUGCUCGUCGUAAACGUGCGAUGCUUCGCCGCGUCUCCAACCGCAAAAAUCUCAGAUAAUCACCGCGAGGUAGUGAGUUGGUUGAGCUGGUCGAGUGUAAACAAUUCUUCUCUCCCUUGUAAGGUGGCUUCCCGAGCUCCCGGCCCGGCUGCUAUGGUGACGGCGACCGGGUUUUGAGCUUAGAAGUGAGUGAUAAGAAACGGCUUUUCCUACAGGAUUGUUU
Durotheca rogersii is the source of this 458-nucleotide messenger RNA. RefSeq lists its product as uncharacterized. The transcript has a single exon. Lineage: Eukaryota; Fungi; Ascomycota; Sordariomycetes; Xylariales; Xylariaceae. The coding region runs from base 194 to 412 and encodes 72 amino acids. The record is from RefSeq and is a predicted model, not a curated record.